Messenger RNA from Closterium sp. NIES-65, 981 nucleotides. Lineage: Eukaryota; Viridiplantae; Streptophyta; Zygnematophyceae; Desmidiales; Closteriaceae. The record is from the annotation of a GenBank genome assembly.
AUGGCGGAGUGUUUGCGCGCAACGAGCGCGCUGAUCGUGCGCGACCCACGGUGCGCGCAAGCGGACAAUGACCGGUUUCUCGAUAUGAUGGAGUCGUACUUCGCGCAGCCCAAGACGACCAAGCUCGCGCACUCGCGGCCCGAGCUGCACUAUCAGGUGGGCGUGACCCCCGAGGGCGUGGAGAUGCCGCAGAGCGCGCUGGACGAGGCGGUGAAGGCGCGCAUGGCGCAACUCCCCGCGGACAGCCGCCCCCACGCGCCCUCCGGGCCCGACUGCAAGUGGCGGUUCAUGUGGCGCGUCGGGCCCCGGCCCGCGCGCACCAGAUACCAGGAGCUGAACGCCAGUCCGGUGGUGCCGGAGGGGUUCCCGCAGUGGGCUUCGGUGAUGGAUGGGUGGGGAUGCAAGAUGACUGCUGCAGUGGAGGCAGUGGCUGAGAUGCUGGCAAUCGGAUUUGAUCUUCCACAGGACUCGUUCACCUCUCGCAUGCACAUGGGCCCACACCUGCUGGCCCCCACAGGCAGCGACCUGGGAGAGCAUGGCUCCCCUGGAACAGUCCUGGCGGGGUAUCAUGCAGAUCUCAACUUCCUCACCAUCCACGGACGGUGCAGAUUCCCCGGCCUACGUAUCUGGCUGAGGGAUGGCACCUGCUGCCGUGUCUCGGUGCCUGACGGCUGCCUGCUGCUUCAAGCAGGGAAACAGAUGGAAUGGCUGACGGGAGGAGAGGUGGCGGCGGGAAUGCAUGAGGUGGUGGUGGAUGAGGGCACAGUGGCGGCGGUGCAGAGAGCACAGCAGCAGGGGCGCAGCCUCUGGCGAGUCUCCAGUACGGUUUUUGCACACAUAGCAUCAGAUGAGAUCCUCACGCCCAUUUGGCACUUCGCCGCUAGCAAACUGGCAUCUAGCUUUCCACCCAAGCCUGCUGGAGAGUUUGUGGAGGAGGAACUAGCAGCCAUUCAGUUAAAAACCUCCAGCGGGGGUGGCUGA